AUGCCACCAGAGCCAGCAGGGUCAUGGCCAAUUAUCGGUCACCUGCAUCUUCUUGGAGGAGCAAACCAGCUACUACAUAGAACAUUUGGGGUCAUGGCCGAUAAGUACGGGCCAAUCUUCUCUGUCUGCCAUGGAAUUCGUCGAGUGCUGGUGGUGAGCAACUGGGAAAUUGUGAAGGAAUGUUUAGCUACCAACGACAUGGUUUUUGCUGCACGUCCGAAAUACCUGGCAGUAAAAAUCAUGGGCUACGACCAUGCUAUGCUCGGCUUUGCACCUUAUGGGCAAUAUUGGCGUGAUAUGAGAAAGCUAACCAUGGUUGAGCUCCUCUCAAACAGCAGGCUUGAGAUGCUCAAGCAUGUACGGGACACAGAAACUAAGUUGCUUCUGAAGGACUUACACGACAGAUCAAUAAACACUACAAAAAAAAUGGGGUAUUAG
Messenger RNA from Populus trichocarpa (black cottonwood), 438 nucleotides. RefSeq names its product xanthotoxin 5-hydroxylase CYP82C4-like. Bases 1 to 438 code for a protein of 145 amino acids. The transcript has a single exon. Gene Ontology annotation, molecular function: heme binding; oxidoreductase activity, acting on paired donors, with incorporation or reduction of molecular oxygen; monooxygenase activity. Gene Ontology annotation, biological process: defense response to other organism. Lineage: Eukaryota; Viridiplantae; Streptophyta; Magnoliopsida; Malpighiales; Salicaceae. The record is from RefSeq and is a predicted model, not a curated record.